Messenger RNA from Arachis duranensis, 898 nucleotides. RefSeq names its product fatty acyl-CoA reductase 3-like. Lineage: Eukaryota; Viridiplantae; Streptophyta; Magnoliopsida; Fabales; Fabaceae. The transcript has 6 exons. Gene Ontology annotation, cellular component: intracellular membrane-bounded organelle. The coding region runs from base 68 to 898 and encodes 276 amino acids. Gene Ontology annotation, biological process: suberin biosynthetic process; long-chain fatty-acyl-CoA metabolic process. Gene Ontology annotation, molecular function: alcohol-forming very long-chain fatty acyl-CoA reductase (NADP+) activity. The record is from RefSeq and is a predicted model, not a curated record.
AUUGGUGCAACAACAAUUGAAUCACCUUCAGCAGAAAGGAGCCACCCAACAUGAAAUUAAACUUGCCAUGAAGGAAUUGGGCAUCAAAAGAGCAACUUUGUAUGGAUGGCCAAAUACAUACGUCUUUACAAAAGCAAUGGGCGAAAUGCUUUUAGAAACUUCAAAAAGAAACAUGCCUAUUAUUAUUAUACGUCCUACGAUAAUCACCAGCACUUAUAGAGAACCUUUUUCUGGUUGGAUAGAAGGUGUAAGAACCAUAGACAGUGUUGCUGUUGCGUAUGGUAAAGGAACAUUAACAUGCUUUCCUGGAGAUAUGCAUGGAAUUUCCGAUGUGAUACCAGGUGACCUGGUGGUAAAUGCAAUGCUGGCGGCGAUGGUGGCGCAUGCAAAUCAGCCCAGUGAUAAUAUCACCAUAUAUCAUGUGGGUUCCUCUGUUAGCAAUCCUAUGAGAUACCACAAUCUCUGCAACUACAUGUUCAGAUAUUUCACUGCAAAACCUUGGAUAAAUAGAAAUGGAAAGCCUGUCAAAGUUGGAAAACUUAUAAUAUUGAAUAACAUGGCAACCUUUCGCAUAUACAUGAUUAUUCGUUACUUGCUUCCUCUACUGGUACUUAAUCUGGUGAAUAAAGUUUUCUACAAGAAUUCCCAAGAAGUAUAUACCGACUAUUUCAGAAAGAUCCAUGCUGUUAUACGAAUGGCUGAUCUUUACAAGCCUUAUGUAUUUUUCAAUGGCAUAUUUGAUAAUAUGAACACAGUAAAACUGUUAGCAGCGGCAAGACAAUGUAUGGACUCAGAAGAAAUGAAUUUGUUUAACUUUGACCCAAAAGUUAUUGAUUGGGAUGACUACUUCAUCAACAUCCAUUUUCCUGGUGUCGUCAAGUAUGCCUUCAAGUCAUAA